AGUGAAAGCAGCAGCGAGCACACUACUUAUCAUCGGAACCCAUUUGUUGAUCAUGAGUGCUGGAGAGAAUGAUGACGGCUCUGCCAGUAUGAGCGGUUCAAAAGAGGACCUUCACUCUGAACGAAUCAAACAGGAGAGAUCAGACUCACCGACAUCAUCACAUCUGUCUCUAAAGAGUGAGAGAUCAAUUCCAUUACCAAUGAACUUCAGUGAUGAAGCACAGAGAAAUAAAGAAAGAACCAAACAGGAGAGAUCAGACUCACCGACAUCAUCACAUCUGUCUCUAAAGAGUGAGAGAUCAAUUCCAUUACCAAUGAACUUCAGUGAUGAAGCACAGAGAAAUAAAGAAAGAACCAAACAGGAGAGAUCAGACUCACCGACAUCAUAUCUGUCUUUGAUGAGUGAGAGAUCGAUUCCAUUACCAAUGAACUUCAGCAGUAAAGCACAGAGAAAUAUAAAAAGAAAGCUGUGUGUGGAAGACACAGAAGAGCAGACAGAGUCCACACCUGCUAAAGGAGUCUGUCAGCGGCACCACAGAGAUCUGGAAGUGUUCUGUAAGACAGAUAACAUGCACAUCUGUGCCAAAUGUGUGGGGCAAGAGCACCAAGGACACAGUAAAAUCUAUACUGUGAAACCUAAUGUGCCAGACAGUCAAACCCUGCUCCAUCAGGUCUUGAGAAACAUGAGGUCAGAAGACUUCAAAACCUUUAAAAUAGAACUAUCAAAGGAUUACCCAGAAUGCUUAGGGAGUGAGCCGGAGGAGCUCAGUGUCUCCGAUGUUGCUGUGAAUAUAGUGGAGUGCUUUGGAGGAGAGACAGCACUGAGAAUCACAUUACACUUCCAGGCAAAUGUUAAUCCACUUCAAAAAAUCACACAAGCCAAUAAAGCAAAACUUCAGGACAAAUGUCAACAUAUAAACGAAGGAAAUUCAUCUCAAGGUAAACAGAGUUUAUUGAAGGAGAUCUACACGGAUCUGUACAUGACAGAGGGUGGAAGUGGAGAGAUAAAUAACGAACAUGAGGUGUUGAGGAAUGAACUGAUUUCACAAAGCAGAACCACUCCAGAAAGUCCUCUCACAUGUAAUGACAUCUUCAAAACGCUGACAGGACAAAGCAAACAAAUCAGAACAGUCCUGACGAUGGGUAUAUUUGGUAUUGGAAAGCACGUGUCGGUGCAGAGGUUCAUUCUAGACUGGGCGGAUGGAAAAGCAAACCAAGAUAUCAACGUCAUCAUCUAUCUAAAAUUCCGUGAGCUCAACCAGAAAAAGGGGAGCUGCAGUCUUCUACAGCUUAUUCAGCAAUAUGCUCCUGAGCUGAAAGAAGCAGAUCUUCAAGAAAUGAAAGUGCUUUUUAUUUUAGAUGGCUUAGAGGUCUGUCAGUAUCCUCUUGAUUUCCAUAAUAAUGACUUCUGCUCUGAUAUAAAUCAGAACGUUCCUGUGGAUGUGCUGCUUACAAACCUCAUCAAGGGGAAUCUGCUUCCCUCUGCUCUCCUCUGGAUAACCACAAGACCAUCAACAGCCAGUCGUAUCCCUCCUGAGUGUGUCCAUCGGGUCACAGAGAUUCAAGGGUUUAAUGAUCAUCAAAAGGAAACAUACUUCAGGAAGAAAAUCAGUGAUCAGAACCUAGCAAAUGAAAUCAUCACACACAUCAAAUCAUGUCGGAGCCUCUACAUCAUGUGCCACAUGCCCAUCUUCUGCUGGAUUUCUGCCACUGUGCUAGAAAAUAUGAUGAGUAAUGGAAACUCUGAUCAGAUACCCAGAACUCUGACUGAGAUGUUCACUCGCUUCCUGCUCAUUCAGAUCAGCAUCAAGCAUAAGAAGUUUAAUGGAGCUGAUGUUGAUAAUCCAGAGAAACUGUCUGAAUUUGACAAAACAUUGAUUCUGAAACUAGGAGAACUGGCUUUCCAGCAACUGGAGAAGGGCAAUUUGAUUUUUCAAGAAGAGGAUCUGAUAAAGAGUGGCUUAGAUGGCGGUAAAGUCACAGAGUACUCAGUGUGCACAGAGAUGUUCAGAGAAGAGCUGGGAUUGUACAGGGAGAAGGUCUACAGCUUUGUGCAUGUGAGCUACCAGGAGUAUCUGGCAGCGAUAUAUGCUCACUUUGCAUGUGUCAAUCAUGGGAAAAAUGUUCUUGACAUAAAUGGAUCAACGGAUCUUUCUGAUGUCCAUCAGAGUGCACUGAAUAAAGCUUUGAAGAGUGAAAAUGGACAUCUUGACCUCUUCCUUCGCUUCCUUUUUGGUCUUUCUGUUGACCCUAACCGUACUCUCCUGAAAGACCUUCUCACCAAAGACAGUUCAAGUAAACCCUGUGUAGACAAAAACAUGACAGUGCAUUUCAUCCGAGACAAGAUCAAACAGGAACAAUCACCAGAGAGAAUCAUCAAUCUGUUCCACUGUUUAAAUGAGCUGAAUGACAACACUCUUGUUAAAGAAAUCCAGACUGCCAUGAAAUCAGGAACGCUCUUGGGUAGCGAGCUGGAGCCCGAGCAGUGGUCAGCACUGGCUUAUGUCUUGCUGAAAUCUGGAGAGCAAUUAGAUGAGUUUGACAUGAAGAAAUUUCACACAUCAACAGCAAACCAGCUCAGACUGCUGCCGGUGCUCAGGAUCUGCAAAAGGGCCAGAUUGGAUUGUUGCGAUCUUUCAGUUGAGUCCUGUAGAAUAGUAGCAUCAGCGUUGCAGUCAGUCAAUUCACCCUUGAGAGAGCUGGAUCUGAGCAACAAUAAACUAGACAAGUCUGCAGUGAACGUCCUCUUGACUGGUCUAACAGAUCCACAUUGCCAAUUGGAAAUAAUCAGUCUGGCUGGCUGUAAUUUUCCAUCAGCAUUCUGUUCAAAUUUGGUCUCAGCUAUCCAAUCAGCAAACUCACACCUGGGAAGACUGGAUCUGAGUUACAAUAAGAUAAGUGCUACUGGAAUGAAUAAGCUCUGUGAUGGACUAAUUAGUCCAUACUGUAGACUUAAGAAACUCAAGUUAAAGCGGUGUGUUCUCACAAAGACAAGCUGUUUAUAUCUAGUAACAGUUCUGAAAUCUAACUCACACUUGAGGGAGCUGGAGCUGAAAAGCAAUGAUCUGCAGGAUUCAGGAGUGAAGCAACUCUCAAUAGGACUACAGGAUCCACAAUGCAAAUUAGAGAUACUGGGACUGUCGGGGUGUAUGAUCACAGAGGUGGGCUGCAGAUCACUGGCCUCAGCUCUCACCUCAAACACUGGUCAUCUGAGAGAACUGGAUCUGAGCUACAACCACCCUGGAGACUUAGGAGUGAAACUGCUCUAUGCUAAAAAAGAUGAUCCAAGCUGUAAACUGGAGACACUACAUGUUGAGAAAGGAGGAGAAUUUCGGAUGAAACCAGGUCUGAGAAAAUAUGUCUGUCAGCUCACAGUGGAUCUAAACACAGUACAUCCACGCCUAAAACUUUCUAAUGGAAACCAGAAAAUAACCGAAACUAGAGUGGAGCAGAAAUAUCCUGAUCAUCCGGACAGGUUCAAGCUGUAUCCCCAGGCCAUGUGCAGAGAGGCUCUGACUGAUCGCUGUUACUUUGAGGUGGAGUGUGAUGGUGGAGUUGGAGUGGGAGUGGCCUAUAAGACUCCAGAUAGAAAAGCGAAUAUAAUGGGAGUUAAUAACCCGUUCCCUGCUCUGCUCUGUCAGGAUGGCAAACUGAAACUGUGGCAGGAUAAUGAUAUUACUUGUGAGUUCCCUGUGUAUGCUCGGUCUAGAAGAGUAGGAGUUUAUGUGGACUUGGAACAUGGAAGUUUAUCAUAUUACAGCAUUCGUAAUGACAGCCUCACUCACCUGCACACGCACCACACUACUUUCAAAGACUGCUUAUAUACAGGGUUUACUUUUCUGCCUGACUCCUCAGUGACUCUGUGUGAGAUGGCAUAGACCCCGAGAGUGAGCAGAUAUUUCAAAAGGAAGUUAGACAUUUUGUAUGUCUAUACAGGUGCAUCUCAAUAAAUUAGAAUGUCGUGGAAAAGUUCAUUUAUUUCAGUAA
This is a messenger RNA of Sinocyclocheilus rhinocerous, 3986 nucleotides long. Its product is annotated as NACHT, LRR and PYD domains-containing protein 12. NCBI's taxonomy places the organism in Eukaryota, Metazoa, Chordata, Actinopteri, Cypriniformes, Cyprinidae. The transcript is spliced from 15 exons. The record is from RefSeq and is a predicted model, not a curated record. Bases 53 to 3877 code for a protein of 1274 amino acids. Gene Ontology annotation, molecular function: protein binding; zinc ion binding.